AUGGCUCAUCCAGGGCCAUGGGGAAAGCAAGCUACUUUUCAAAGCACAGCAGUGAAAACAAAAACUUCAAACAGCACCGCAGAGACACAAAAGAAGAACAUGGCGGUAAUGCUGCUGUGGUUCUGGCCUGAAAACAAGAAGUUUGAUUUGCAAAUCUGUGAGACACAUUUCGGGUUUGACAACUGCCAUCUCACAGAUAAUAAAUCCUUAUACUCCGAUGCUCAUGGAGUUUUAAUUUUUCACAGAGGCAUCCAGGAUGACCUCUCCAACCUUCCCACCUUACGUAGACCGAGGUUUCAGAGGUGGAUCUGGUUUAACCCAGACACACCUUCCAAUACGCGCAAGAUAGCAGGCAUUCAAGGCCUCUUUAAUCUAACUUUAAGCUACAGGCAGGAUGCAGACAUUCCGGCUCACUGGAAACUGUCUGCCAGGAAGAACACAGAUGAAAAGUUUAAACUCCCAAAGAAGGAACGCUUACUUUGUUGGAUUACUGGUAGCAGUGGCCCCCACGCAAAAUCAAGGGAGAGCUUCAACUACUACAGAGAGCUGGUAAAACACAUCAAGGUGGAUGUCUUUUACUCUGCAGAGUUCUCCAAAAGUGAGGACUAUUUCCUGACUAUCAGCAGCUGCAAGUUCUACAUUGCCUUCGAGGAAUCAAUCCACAGAGACUACAUUACAGAGACUUUUAAUGGACCUGUAGCAGCUGGUACCGUGCCGAUAGUUUUGGGCCCAUCGAGGCAAAACUAUGAAGAGUUCAUCCCGGGUACUGCCUUCAUACAUGUCAAUGACUUCAGGAGUGCCUCGAAACUGGCUGAGUUCCUCCUGAAGCUGGAUAAAGAUUAUAACAGUUAUAUUAGAUACUUUAAUUGGCGGCAUUUCUACAUCGCCAGACCCCAUCCUAUUGAGGAGAACUAUGAGUUUGCACAUGCUAUCUGCCAGGCUUGUAAUUUUCUGAGUGUAAACAAGGUUUACAGAGUAGUACCUGAUCUGAACAAAUGGUUCUUUAGGUGAUGUUUUUAUUGAUUUUCUGUCUUUGUAACUAUUCAUAGUUAAGUUGUAUUUGGAUGUAAAGGGAAAUGCUUUAAAUUGCCAGUAGCAGCAAUGCAAUGUUUGGCAUAACUUAUUGGGGGUUGAUCAUUAACACUGUCCUUUAAAGCUAUGUGAGAAACUGUCAUUUAGUAUUGAUUUUGGCAUC
This is a messenger RNA of Notolabrus celidotus (New Zealand spotty), 1195 nucleotides long. Its product is annotated as 4-galactosyl-N-acetylglucosaminide 3-alpha-L-fucosyltransferase 9-like. The record is from RefSeq and is a predicted model, not a curated record. Gene Ontology annotation, molecular function: alpha-(1->3)-fucosyltransferase activity. The transcript has a single exon. Bases 1 to 1011 code for a protein of 336 amino acids. Gene Ontology annotation, cellular component: membrane. NCBI's taxonomy places the organism in Eukaryota, Metazoa, Chordata, Actinopteri, Labriformes, Labridae.